Molecule: messenger RNA, 704 nt
Organism: Aphidius gifuensis
Lineage: Eukaryota; Metazoa; Arthropoda; Insecta; Hymenoptera; Braconidae
Exons: 1
Coding region: 279-704 (141 amino acids)
Biological process (GO): mitochondrial respiratory chain complex IV assembly; mitochondrial respiratory chain complex I assembly
Cellular component (GO): mitochondrial inner membrane
Source: RefSeq, a predicted model, not a curated record
UUAACGCUACGAAAACAUGGCGAGUUUUGAAUUGAAAUUUAUUAUUAAACAUUAAAUUUAAAAAUGAAAUAAUUAUAAUUUUUUUAAUAAAUUCAAUCAUUGAAAUAAGCGUGUCAUCAUUAGAAAUAUAUCAAGAGUUUUUUACAUCAUAAAAGACUAUUAAUUACUUGAAGAAAAAAAACGUGUAAGCCUUACAUAACCUAAAGAGAAAAAAACAUCAAGAAAAUAUUAUCAAAAACAAUAAUAAUUAAUUGCUAGAAAUAUUGAUAAUAUAAAAAAUGAAUAAAAUAAGUAUAACAUCAUUAGGAUUAGUAGCUGGUUUAAUAGGAAUGGCAAUUCCAGGUGCUGGAUUUACAACAAGAUGGUUAAUGCAAGAAAAACUUAAAAAAUCAAAAUCAUAUUGUGAAACAAUUGAGUGUUUAACAUCAAAUCAAGAUGCAAAAAAAUUAUUGGGUGAACCAAUUGAACCAGGAAGAAUAGACAUUGGUGAUAAUGAUGCUUGUGGUCGAAAAGAUAAUGUUAAAUGGUUUACAAUUCCAGUAAAAGGUUCUAUAACAACUGGAAAAGUUAGAUACUGGAUCAUCAUAACUGAUGCAGAAAAAAAUGAAUUUUAUGUUCCAAAAAUUGAGCUAAGAGUUGAUGAUAAAAAUGAAACAUCAGUUAUAAUUAAAAAUCUUCAUGAUAAAAAAAAUAUUAAUAAAUAA